Seriola aureovittata is the source of this 1719-nucleotide messenger RNA. It is a transcript of the gene pcolcea, whose product is annotated as procollagen C-endopeptidase enhancer a. The transcript is spliced from 9 exons. The coding region runs from base 70 to 1494 and encodes 474 amino acids. The record is from RefSeq and is a predicted model, not a curated record. Gene Ontology annotation, molecular function: protein binding. NCBI's taxonomy places the organism in Eukaryota, Metazoa, Chordata, Actinopteri, Carangiformes, Carangidae.
ACCUCUUGCCUCCUGCAACCAUCUCCCUUUUCUACACUCCUCUUCUUUGCUUUGUGUGCACGCGGCAUCAUGGUGUGUGUGGGCUGCAUCUGGGGUCUGUCCUUGAUCCUGUCUCUGAGUUUAGGAUGGACGAAGGCUCAGCAGACGAAUUACUCCAGGCCUGUGUUUUACUGUGGAGGCGACCUGGUGGCAGACUCAGGGUUUGUUGGCAGUGAAGGGUUCCCAAGCUUCUACAAACCUAACAGCAAAUGCACCUGGCGUAUCACUGUCCCUGAGGGAAACGUGGUCAUGCUCUCCUUCCGCAUUUUUGACCUGGAGGCUGACUCACAGUGUCGCUACGACUAUCUGGAUGUUUACAAUGGCCAUUCCAACUUGGUGCAAAAACUGGGUCGAUUUUGUGGAACUUUCCGGCCCGGCGCUCUUAUUUCUACCACGAACACCAUGAUGUUAGAGAUGGCGUCUGAUGCAGAGACGCAGGGCAGAGGAUUUGUGGCCUAUUUCAGUGGAGCCAAACCAUAUGUGGAUGACCAGCAGUUCUGCGGGGGGAAGAUAACCAAAGCCCAGGGAGAGAUCAUGACGCCCAACUGGCCUGACAAGAAAUACCCACCAGGAACCAGCUGCUCCUGGCUGAUCACGGUGGAGCCUGAAAUGGUAAUCCAGGUGAAGUUUGAUAAGUUCCUCUUGGAGUCCGACACCUACUGUCGCUUUGACUACGUGGCAUUCUUUAACGGUGGAGAGAAAGAUGAUUCACGGCUGAUUGGAAAAUACUGUGGCGAUCAGGCCCCGCAACCCAUUAUUACCAGUGGCAAUGUGCUGCUGGUCCAGUUCGUGUCUGACCUCAGUGUGACAUCGGAUGGAUUCCUCGCCCACUAUACAAGCGUCCCUAGUGGUUCUCAGAUCACAGCCGUCGACUCAGGAGCCGGCACGAGGUCCACCCCCCCAAAACCGCCAGUCAGACCCGCUGUACGACCACCUGCCCCCAACCCCAAGGAAGUGUCACCUCCUGAGCCCACCAGUAAACCCAGACCAGUCAAGCCUACGAGAGGUCGCGGACAGGACACCACAGGCCAGGACAGGAGGGUGGCAGUCACAAGGCCAAAUGGAAAGAGGCCUGUCCCUCAAAAUCCUCUGUGUGCCAAAGCCUGUAAAAGAGAUGGAACGAUCAAGACUAGUUUCUGUGCCAGUGAAUUUGUGAUAACUGGGAAGGUGACCUCCCUGGCCCCUGGGCCCCGUGGCACUCUCCUUGUUAGCGUCUCCCUUAUUAAAGCCUACAAGGCAGGUCGACUCACCAUCACACAAGUGGGAGAAACCAUGUCGGUGAAGCUGGUGUCACAGUGCAAGAAGUGCCCGCUGCUCCGAAGAGGUGUCAGCUACAUUAUCAUGGGUCAAGUGAAUGAAGACGGACGUGGCACCCUGGAACCCGGUGCAUUCACAGCUCCCUACAAAGCCCCACAUCACAAAUUAAUAAUGAAUGUCCAGAACCAACCCUGUUAACCUCACACAUCUGUCCAGGCCUAAAAAUGAAGACGACAUAUCAGACACACAAAUCCAGGAUUUACAAUGUGAAGUACAUAUCUAUUGAAGCUCAAUACUGCAGUAAGACAUAACGUCAUGUUUAUCCAACAUUUUAAAGAUAUACAAAAAUGCUGUUUUAUUCGAACACCCGCCAAACCUUAUGUUUGUAAUUUAUAUAUGAAUAAAGGUUUUAUAUCUCUUUCA